Messenger RNA from Sclerotinia sclerotiorum 1980 UF-70, 3390 nucleotides. RefSeq lists its product as hypothetical. Lineage: Eukaryota; Fungi; Ascomycota; Leotiomycetes; Helotiales; Sclerotiniaceae. Gene Ontology annotation, cellular component: plasma membrane. Gene Ontology annotation, biological process: post-Golgi vesicle-mediated transport; endocytic recycling; phospholipid translocation. The transcript is spliced from 6 exons. The coding region runs from base 1 to 3390 and encodes 1129 amino acids. Gene Ontology annotation, molecular function: ATP binding; ATP hydrolysis activity; ATPase-coupled intramembrane lipid carrier activity. The record is from RefSeq and is a predicted model, not a curated record.
AUGAGUCUGGGAGGUGGUAUUAUGGGGAAGGCAAAGAGUAUGUUUGGAAUGGCACCGGAAUAUUCAGAAAUGGAUCUACCCUUGACUGAAGCAGGGGCGAGGAAUCGAGCGGAUGAUACACAUGAACCUGAAACGCCUGCACAACCUGGAAACAAGCUGGGGAAUUUCAAAUUUGGAUUUGGUAGAGGGAAGCCAGAUCCUUCAACUCUUGGUCCCCGAAUAAUACAUCUCAACAAUCCUCCCGCCAACAGCGCAAACAAAUAUGUUGACAAUCACAUAUCUACAGCGAAGUACAACGUUGCCACCUUCCUACCGAAAUUUUUGUUCGAACAGUUUUCUAAAUUUGCCAAUCUAUUCUUCUUGUUUACUGCAGCAUUGCAGCAGAUCCCUGAUAUUUCACCAACCAACCAAUACACCACAAUUGGACCUUUAAUCUUGGUCCUCCUAGUUUCUGCUGGUAAAGAAUUAGUUGAGGACUAUAGGAGAAAAACAUCUGACACUUCUCUAAACAAUUCAAAAGCUCGUGUAUUGCGUGGGUCUUCAUUCACGGACACUAAAUGGAUCAAUAUUGCUGUCGGCGACAUCGUUCGAGUGGAAUCUGAAGAGUCAUUUCCUGCUGAUAUCAUCUUACUGGCUAGUUCGGAACCUGAGGGACUAUGCUACAUCGAAACUGCCAAUCUAGACGGUGAGACUAACCUCAAAAUUAAGCAGGCGAUUCCGGAAACAUGUGUUAUGGUCAGUUCCAGUGAACUCAGUAGAUUAGGCGGAAAGUUACGAUCGGAACAACCGAAUAGCAGUCUGUAUACCUAUGAAGGUACCCUUACCAUGGCGGCUGGCGGUGGAGAGAAAGAGCUUUCUUUGCAACCAGAUCAACUUCUGCUCAGAGGUGCGACUUUACGUAACACACCCUGGGUUCAUGGAGUUGUUGUAUUUACUGGUCAUGAAACCAAGCUCAUGCGGAAUGCGACGGCAACACCAAUUAAGAGAACCGCCGUGGAGCGACAACUCAAUAUACUGGUUCUCAUGCUUGUAGCUAUCUUGAUCGCCUUGAGUGUCAUAAGUUCAAUGGGUGAUGUUGUUGUUAGAUCAAUCAAGGGAGUUGAAUUAAGCUACCUAGGGUAUUCUCCUUCGAUCACUGCGUCGAAAAAGGUCUCGCAAUUCUUCUCUGAUAUAGCCACAUAUUGGGUUCUUUAUUCUGCCCUGGUUCCCAUUUCUCUUUUCGUCACUGUCGAGAUGGUCAAAUACUGGCAUGCGAUUCUUAUCAAUGAUGACCUCGACAUGUACCAUGACAAGACGGAUACUCCAGCUGUCUGUCGAACAUCGAGCUUAGUUGAGGAGCUUGGUAUGGUGGAAUACAUUUUCUCGGACAAGACAGGAACAUUAACAUGCAAUCAAAUGGAAUUCAAGCAAUGCUCUAUUGGCGGGAUACAAUACGCAGAGGAUGUUCCAGAAGAUCGUCGAGCCACAAAUAUCGACGGACAGGAGGUCGGGAUUCAUGAUUUUCAUCGACUUAAAGAGAACCUCAAAACACACGAGACUGCUCUGGCGAUCCAUCACUUCCUUGCCCUUUUAGCUACCUGUCAUACGGUUAUUCCAGAACGAUCUGACGAGAAGGGUGGCGCUAUCAAAUACCAGGCAGCAUCUCCUGAUGAGGGUGCUCUGGUUGAAGGCGCUGUUUUGAUGGGUUACCAAUUCACCGCACGUAGGCCAAGAUCUGUACAGAUAACGGUAGCUGGCGAGGUCUACGAAUAUGAGCUUCUUGCAGUUUGCGAAUUCAACUCAACGAGGAAGAGGAUGUCGGCAAUUUUCCGAUGCCCAGAUGGGCAACUCAGAUGCUACUGUAAAGGAGCCGAUACUGUUAUCUUGGAACGGCUUGGUCCAGACAAUCCACAUGUUGAAGCCACACUUCAACACUUGGAAGAAUAUGCAUCGGAGGGUCUAAGAACACUUUGUCUGGCCAUGCGAGAAAUUCCCGAACAGGAGUUUCAAGAGUGGUGGGCAGUCUUUGAUAAAGCCCAGACUACCGUCAGCGGUAAUCGUGCCGAUGAAUUGGACAAAGCUGCUGAAAUUCUCGAGCGGGAUUUUACGCUUCUGGGAGCAACGGCAAUUGAAGAUCGUUUACAAGAUGGUGUCCCUGAAACGAUCCAUACUCUUCAAGAGGCCGGCAUCAAGGUCUGGGUUUUGACUGGUGAUCGUCAAGAAACUGCUAUCAAUAUCGGGAUGAGCUGUAAAUUAAUCAGUGAGGAUAUGACCCUUCUCAUCGUCAACGAGGAAACAGCCAUGGAUACUAGAAACAACAUACAAAAGAAACUCGAUGCCAUAAGAACUCAGGGCGAUGGUACUAUUGCUAUGGAAACUCUUGCAUUGGUCAUUGAUGGGAAGUCUUUGACUUAUGCUCUUGAAAAGGAUUUGGAGAAAGAUUUUCUUGACCUUGCUGUUAUGUGUAAAGCUGUUAUAUGCUGUCGUGUGUCUCCACUUCAAAAGGCUUUGGUCGUCAAGCUCGUUAAGCGCAAUAAAAAAGCUAUCCUCUUGGCUAUUGGUGAUGGAGCGAACGAUGUCUCAAUGAUUCAAGCAGCCCAUAUUGGUGUGGGUAUCAGUGGUAUGGAAGGUCUACAAGCCGCUAGAAGUGCCGAUGUUGCGAUUGGACAAUUCAGAUAUCUGCGUAAACUUCUCCUGGUUCAUGGCGCAUGGAGUUACCAACGUGUCAGCAAAGUCAUUCUCUAUUCUUUCUACAAAAAUAUCACGCUUUACAUGACACAAUUCUGGGGCGAUGGCAAAACAGCUGGCCAUUGGGUAUGGGGAACAGCACUAUAUACCGCCGUCUUGGCGACCGUUCUCGGAAAGGCAGCUUUAGUGGUAAAUGUCUGGACAAAGUAUCACGUUAUAGCCAUACCUGGUAGUAUGAUCAUCUGGAUCAUUUUCAUCGCUGUGUAUGCUACCGUGGCGCCUAAGCUCGGAUUUUCCAUGGAAUAUGAAGGCGUUGUUCCUCGAUUAUUUGGAAGUCCGGUCUUUUGGAUUCAAGGAUUGGUAUUGCCUAUACUUUGCUUAUUAAGAGACUUUUCAUGGAAAUAUGCUAAACGCAUGUAUUAUCCACAAUCCUAUCACCAUAUCCAAGAGAUUCAGAAAUACAACAUUCAAGAUUAUAGACCAAGAAUGGAGCAGUUCCAGAAAGCCAUCCGCAAAGUCCGACAAGUUCAACGUAUGCGCAAACAGCGUGGUUAUGCCUUCUCUCAAGCGGACGAGUCACAGACCAGAGUGCUGCAAGCAUAUGAUACGACGAUGGAGAGAGGAAGAAAAAAAGAGGAAAUAUGGAGUUUAGUUUUUGUUUGGACGGGUGGUUUGAAGGAAGGUUAUAAAUCUUCAAGUGGAGUGAGUAUUUUAUGGAUUUAG